Molecule: messenger RNA, 3280 nt
Organism: Monopterus albus (swamp eel)
Lineage: Eukaryota; Metazoa; Chordata; Actinopteri; Synbranchiformes; Synbranchidae
Gene: trpc5a
Product: transient receptor potential cation channel, subfamily C, member 5a
Exons: 19
Coding region: 89-3280 (1063 amino acids)
Biological process (GO): regulation of cytosolic calcium ion concentration; calcium ion transmembrane transport
Cellular component (GO): plasma membrane; cation channel complex
Molecular function (GO): store-operated calcium channel activity; inositol 1,4,5 trisphosphate binding; protein binding
Source: RefSeq, a predicted model, not a curated record
GAUUCUUCAUUUUCUAGGUCAGCGAAUGUGAUCAGUGCCAGAGGUUUGAAAACCUCUUGUGAGUGAUGAAAAUAUUAAGACUGGCCAGAUGAAUCCCAUGACGCAGCUGUACUACAAGAAGGCAACAUAUUCGCCGUACCGCGACCGCAUCCCGCUUCAGAUCGUCCGGGCUGAAGUUGAGCUGUCUGCUGAGGAGAGGGCCUACCUCACUGCUGUGGAGAAAGGUGACUAUGCAGGAGUCAAACAUGCCCUUCGCGAGGCAGAGGUCUACUACAACAUGGAUGUGAAUUGUCUAGAUCCGCUGGGCCGCAGUGCACUCCUCAUCGCCAUUGAGAAUGAGAACCUGGAGAUCAUGGAGCUCCUGCUUGACCAUGGCAUCCACACGGGUGACGCCUUGCUCUAUGCCAUCAGAAAGGAGGUGGUGGGCGCCGUGGAGCUGCUGCUGUCACACAGGCGACCCAGCAACGAGAAGCAGGUUCCCUCACUGAUGAUGGACAGUCAGUUUUCAGAGUUCACUCCAGACAUAACUCCCAUCAUGCUCGCAGCUCACACCAACAACUAUGAGAUUAUCAAGCUGCUCCUACAGCGGAAGGUCACAAUUCCCAGACCGCACCAGAUACGUUGUGAUUGUGUUGAGUGUGUUUCCAGUUCAGAGGUUGACAGCCUUCGGCAUUCACGGUCUCGACUCAACAUCUACAAGGCUCUAGCCUCACCCUCCCUCAUUGCGCUGUCCAGUGAAGAUCCCAUCCUCACUGCCUUCAGACUGGGCUGGGAACUCAAAGAACUCAGCAAGGUGGAGAACGAGUUUCGUCAGGAGUAUGAGGAGCUGUCUCAGCAGUGCAAGCGGUUCGCCAAAGAUCUUCUAGAUCAGGCCAGGAGUUCUAGAGAGCUGGAGACCAUCCUGAACCACAGAGACAAUGACCAGAGCGAAGAAUUGGACCCAAGACAAUGUCACGACUUGGCCAAGCUUAAACUAGCCAUCAAAUACCACCAGAAAGAGUUUGUGGCGCAGCCAAACUGCCAGCAGCUGCUGGCCACACUGUGGUACGACGGCUUCCCAGGCUGGAGAAGGCGACACUGGGUGGUCAAACUGGUAACCUGCUUCAUCAUCGGACUCCUGUUCCCUGUCUUCUCAGUGAUCUACCUGUUGGCUCCUAAGAGCGCUUUGGGACGCUUCAUCAAGAAGCCCUUCAUCAAGUUCAUCUGUCACACAGCGUCCUACCUGACCUUCCUCUUCCUCCUGCUGCUGGCCUCACAGCACAUUGCCCGUACCAACCUGCACAUGCAGGGACCUCCGCCCACCAUUGUGGAGUGGAUGAUUCUCCCAUGGGUGCUGGGCUUCAUCUGGGCAGAAAUUAAGGAGAUGUGGGAUGGGGGAUUCACAGAGUACAUCCACGACUGGUGGAACCUGAUGGACUUUGCCAUGAACUCUCUCUAUCUGGCCACCAUUUCGCUGAAAAUAGUGGCCUAUGUUAAGUAUAACUCAUCUCGUCCCAGGGAGGAGUGGGAGAUGUGGCACCCGACGCUGAUAGCCGAAGCUCUGUUUGCCAUCGCCAACAUCUUCAGUUCGCUCAGACUCAUCUCCCUCUUCACUGCAAACUCUCACCUCGGGCCGCUGCAGAUCUCACUGGGAAGGAUGCUGCUGGACAUCCUCAAGUUUCUCUUCAUUUAUUGUCUGGUCCUGCUGGCAUUUGCUAAUGGUCUGAACCAGCUGUAUUUCUACUAUGAGACCAAGGCAUCAGAAGAGCCCAACAACUGCAAGGGCAUCCGCUGUGAGAGGCAGAACAACGCCUUCUCAACGUUAUUUGAGACCCUUCAGUCUCUAUUCUGGUCAAUAUUUGGGCUGCUAAACCUGUACGUCACCAACGUGAAGGCUCGGCACGAGUUCACAGAGUUUGUCGGGGCGACCAUGUUCGGGACGUACAACAUCAUCUCGCUGGUGGUUCUGCUCAACAUGCUCAUCGCCAUGAUGAACAAUUCCUACCAACUCAUCGCUGAUCAUGCUGACAUCGAGUGGAAGUUUGCCCGCACCAAGCUGUGGAUGAGUUGCUUUGACGAAGGUGGCACACUCCCGGCUCCGUUCAACAUCAUCCCCAGCCCCAAGUCCUUCUGGUACCUGCUCAUGUGGCUCCACAACAAGCUGUGCAGGAGAGGCCAGCCGCCAGGGGACGGCGGGCGCAAAUGUGAAAACCUCAGAGAGUUCACAGAGCGUCAUGCUGACAGCCUGCUACAGAAUCAACAUUACCAGGAAGUGAUCCGGAACCUGGUGAAGAGAUAUGUGGCAGCCAUGAUACGCAGCGCCAAGACGGAUGAAGGACUUACGGAGGAGAACUUUAAGGAGUUAAAACAGGAUAUCUCAAGCUUUCGCUAUGAGGUCUUGGAUCUUCUUGGUAACCGGCGCCCUCCCCAGCGACACUACUCCUCCUCUAGUGAGACGACAAGAGACGAUGACGCUGUACCUUCAGAGGAUGACGGAGAAUCAGGUAACAGCAGGGGUGGAGCUGGAGGCCAGAAGUCAAAGGGUGUGACCUUCAUGACCCCACUGGAGGAUGAUGGCAGGCCCUCACCAACACUUGGCGAGGGGGAGCUCAAGGAGGGCAUUGUAUGGGGGGAGGAGGAGGAGGAAGAGGAGGGGAAACCAAAGAGUAAUGGGCUGAAGACGACCAUGAUCUCUCCAUCCUCUACCACUGCCCUUCCUUUGACAUCUUCAUCAUCACUUGCUCGUACGAGAAGUUGCCUGCAGCGCCUCUCAGCUCCAAGGGCAAAAACAGACUCUUUCAAACGCCUCUCCUACCUGUUCUUGCGCUCCAAACACAGAGCCCAACCCAUGCCACUUCCUCUCCAGUCCCCGCCUUCCUACACCAUCUCUGAUGGGUUGCUCCACCCCCUGGGGACCCACAGCCACUCCGACUUUGGACUUAGUGAUGUGACCAGAAGUGACACUCACCUGAAUGAGGUUGGCCGCUCAGUUGACAUCAAUAACCCCUCCUUUUCACCGCAGAGAAUAAAUGGGCGGGACUCGCUCCUGACCCUGCCCCUCCCCCCCCCGUGCCCCUGCCAAUCCCUGCACUGUGCUUCCAACAUGUCAGAGUCCAGUUCACGCCUCCUGGAUUCCAGUGAGGACGUUUUUCAGGUCGGAGGCAUGGGAGGAGCGGACACAGUGGACACAGGAGGGGGACGGGGAGGGGUGAUGAUGAUGGGCGGGUGGGUGGGACCAUGUGACAACCUCAUAGAGGACAGCUGUGAGGUCGUAGAGGACUCAGUCACCACGCAGCUAUAG